Scomber japonicus (chub mackerel) is the source of this 6297-nucleotide messenger RNA. RefSeq lists its product as uncharacterized. The transcript is spliced from 43 exons. The record is from RefSeq and is a predicted model, not a curated record. Bases 1 to 6297 code for a protein of 2098 amino acids. Lineage: Eukaryota; Metazoa; Chordata; Actinopteri; Scombriformes; Scombridae.
AUGUGUGCUGCCUACAGAGUUUCCUCUUCUGUUAAAGUGGAGCAGAUGGAGGCAGAGUUGCUGCGUCAGCUCUCAUCACUCAGGGCGGAAAUUGAGGAGAAUGGAUUUCCCCGGAGAGCAGUGCCCUCCAAAUCUUACAGUUCUGUUCCACUUCCAAAAGACAUUUCUUUCUUCCGUUUGGAGAGGGAGCAGACUCUAAGAAGAGGACUUCAGGUGGCUGAAACUUUACCUGUUCAGUCUCAGUCUGACGUCAUGCACAGAGAGAUGGACAGCUGCUUGAGUUCGGAGUACACACCUGAUAGUCUGCCUCCUCUGCUGCACCAGGAUCAGAUGUCACGUUUGACGAGCGAGUACGAGGAUGCUGUUCAGAGAGCUCGCAGGCUGUCGGCGAGCAGAGAGAAGAUCCUGACCGGCAGAGGAAACCCCGACAGGCUGCUGAUUCAGCAUGAUGCGGUCAUUUACGUGCGGUGGCUCGUCUGCCAUCUGCACUCUGUUCAAAACAUUCACAACUUUCUGAGGGUGCUGCACUAUAUACCAACUUGUGAAAGGAAAAGCAAAGAUUCCCAGCCAACCAUCACAAAGGAGACUUUACAUCAGACUCAACAUGCUGACGGAGUGUCAGUGCCAGCUAAAGAUGUCCCUCUGCACACUGUUCACCUGGAGGACUUUCUACCUGAACUUCAGUCCUUGAUCACCUACUUCAACCUGUCAUACGACGCCGGAAAAAUCAGGACCACUGCAGAUGAGAUGGAGUUAUUCAGCAUUGUGUGGAAGGAGUUCAGAACGAUCUUCAGACAACAAGAGCAGAUGAAAACCUUUCCUCAGUACGAUGGCACGGAUGUCAAAGAGAGCCAGUGGGGGAGGAAGAGUGCGAGUAUGGCUCUGAAGAAAGAGGCCAGCUGGAUUCCCUUUAUUCAGGUGAAGCCCAGACUGGAUCCUUGUCAGCAGAAGCUCGUCACAAAACUGAAGGAAAAGAAAAGUGUAGAUGAGUUGCUGAAAAUGCACAGCAGGUUUCUUCAGGUUCCUGAUUUGCUCCAUGUGGCUGCGACUCUAAAAGAACAUGCUGCUUAUAUCACCUACUUUCAAUCUGCACCUUCAUCAUCGGUCUCACACGGCAGCGAAACAAAACAGCAAAAGAUCUCAGACAUCUGGAAGAGGAUUUACAAUGCUGACAGUCUCACUCAGGCACAUGCCUCUGCUCCCUUUAUGAAACACAGCUACUCUUUGGAGGACAGCCUGCAGCUCCUCGGUCUGAAUGAUGGUCCAGAGGAAGGAACGUCAGAUCCCAUCAUAACCAGAGGAGCUUACCUGUCCCUGAUUUACCUGCGUCAUCUUAAGCUUAGACAGCUACAGCGUUCCUCUCUUGGGAUGCUAAACUACUUGCGCUCCGUGGAGAGGACUUUGACCUUUGACCUGGCUGGUCUGCAGCUGGAGGAUCGAGAGCUGGGCAGCACAGCAGAGGAAACAGGCUGGAUGAAUGCAGCUAGAGGAGGAAGAGGGGAAACAGGAAGUCUCGGCUCUCUGCAAUACAGCCACAACACUCCUGUUGACUACAAGGUCCGUUGCUCAGAGUUCAUGGAGUUUGCUGAGGUGGAAAAUCUUCAUGAUUUCUACAGAACAGAGGAGCAUUUCAUCCACACUCAGGACCAGAUAGGGUUUUACAUCAUGUAUGACGCUGCACUGAGGGACCUGGAGGAGCUGGAGAACGAGCUUCUUCUAGUGGGCUCACAUUUCAUCCAGAGAAACAAGAUAAAGCAAAUGGGAAUCGCUAAGAGAGACUCCACCUCGACACCUGAUAUCGAUCGUGUUGCAAUGCUUCUCGACUUAUGGACAUGUGAGACUGAAUUUUUGGAGAGCAAAGUACAGCUCUUGAACUGUUACUAUGAGGCCUACCAGCAUGCAGCAGGGGCUGAGGAGAGGUUUACGUUGGCUCGAGUUAUCACUGACAUCAUGCACAGGCGGCCACAUCUGGACCUGAACCAGGAUUAUUUUGUUCAGGCCUACAGAGCCGAGAUUGGCUGUCUGCAAAGCCACCAACAGCUGAUCAAAGACGUUCUAGACAAUCAGAUUGAAAAACAGCGUCAGUACCUUCAACGCAUCUGGAGAACCAACAGCAAAGACCCCGUUCAUGACUAUGGCCUUCCACCAAACUACGUUCCCAAACAUCUGGUCUCACUUGGUGGCAGCAGCCCUGCACUGAUGAAUGUAUUCCUUCUGGAGGUUCAUCCAUCCCUCUGCCUGGUUUCUGCAGUCUAUCACGGUUUAGUCCGGGCUCACAAUGAGCUCUGUGAGCUGCACCGAGCCACCGGCGUCACUGACAAACUCAUCCUGCGACAGAAGCUCCUGCAGCUGGCUCUGCAGAGCUGGAACAGCCUGGCUUCACCUGGAGACUCCUACAGCUCUCAAAUACAGAAAGAUCUGUUCUCAGAUGUUUUCUUUGAUGACCCGAUUUUGGUCCAGAAGGUGGGCUUGUCAUUAGUAAGAUCUUCUGAAGAGAAGGACAUGAAGCAGGGAAAAGAGAAACAAUCGUACGCUGUGGAAACUUUUUCCAAGCUGCUGGAGCUCAUAACCAUCCGCCACCGUCUGCUGGAGUCAGCCUCGGAGACUGCACAUCUAGCACUGUUGUACAGAAAUGUGGCUUCAGAGCUCGGCUUUGAUGAGUUCCACCUUUACAUGCGGCCGGUGCCGUUUGAGGUCGCUGAGCAGAAAGAGCGAGCAGAGCAGAGGCCUGUUUUUAUCACAGCGCUACUGGAGGAUGACAGCUCUGUAGACAGGUUCACCCCGUCUCACCUGCCUCUGAGCAUCCAGGAACUGGACGAGAACCAGAUCGGGAGGUUUAGCUUCAGCUCAGAGGAGGCCGUUGUUCACCUUCUAAGCAAACAGAGUAUCGAGAACCUCCAGGUGGCUCUGGCCUGUCAGGUUACACAGAAGAAUGCAUUGAUAAGUGCUGGUGAAGAAAACUUUCAUUUUGAUGAACAUAUAAGAACAGGAUUGGACUCCAAACCCAAAAGCGACGCUGAAAACCUGCAGGACAAAUCUAACUCUUCACUCUCGAAAAGCUCCAAGAGGCUGAUGGAAGCCUUUGUGUCCAUCCAGCUGGAAAAAGUGGGUCUGCGUGACGAGAUGCUGAAUUCAUUUAUGAAGAAGAAACAGGCCGUGGGGGGUCUUAUAAAAACCCCAGAUGAAGCAGCAAAGAUCAAAAGGAGGCUCAUAAUCGACUUUCUCGAGAAAUUCAGCACACAGAUAUCUCAGCAUUGUGUGAGAGCGCAGAUUGUCGCAUAUAACUACAGUCUAAACUCCCUUUUGGAAGACAUACCAUCCAUUCGUCAAUCCCACUUUAUGAGAGGUCAAGUCAGCGAUCCGAAAGGUAUUCUGGAUUCAGGAGCUGAUCUUCGUCCAGACCCGAGGACCUUUCAACGUCGGCCGUGUCAGUUGUUGUCAGCAGACGGCAAAACUCUCCUCAACCUGUGGUACAUCCCUCACUUCACUGAAGUGCUUCAUAUGUUCAAAACAUUGGAGGUUUCGGCCUGUGCUGCAGCUCUCCAUCAGACUCUGCGGAUAGUCUCAGCCCUUCAUGACAUCAUUUAUUACCUGGUCAGUUUCUCAAGACUGGGAAACGCAGAUCACACCAAUAGCUGGAGGAGGAGAGGACAGGAAGCUGCAGGUUCACAUCUCGCAGCUGACUGGGGAGGCACUGAAGGCAUCGAAGCAGAGCUGCUGGAGAUCCAGCGCCAGGUCGACCGCCUGUCGGAUCCCAGCAGCCCAGAGUCUGUCGGUCGUCUUCUGCAGCUGCGUCGGCAGGUCGUCUUCCUGCAGUUUGAUGCUGCUGUGAGGCACCUGAUCAGGGAGGCGUUCCUCUCCUCUGGUGACAUCGCUUCUUACCAGACUGUGAGUGACAACAUGGUCGCUGCCCUCCCUCUGCUGAGCGACAGCAUCCAGACUGACGUGUUCAGUCUCACGCUGCCUGUUCCUCCACCUCUGGAGACUAAAGGCUGUCAGGCACAGACGUUGUAUCCAUGGAGAAGUUUUAUUAUGUGUCACGGUUUGCUCCCGCUGCAUAUCUGGGACGUCCCACCCAUCGAGCACUGCAUGCAGCUGUGUCUGAGCGGACUGAGUGAUCGCAGCAGACUGCAGGCCAACGCAGCAAUGCUCGGCGUUUCCCUGCUCAUGGAGGACGUCCUGAACACUGGAAGAGAGGCAGAGCCUGUCCGUCUCCAUGGCAACAGAGAUGACCUUCCACAUGAUGGAAAACCUAAUGAAGGGCCUAAAAGCUGCUUAGAAGCUGAAGAAGAAGAAGAAGAAGAGAAGAAGAGGACUUCUGUUUCAGACUUCACAGACUCCUCUGCUCCUCUUCAGGAUCCAAUCAGAGUCCAGUCGGUGCUGAGAGGUUUCCUCCUGCUGACGAAGCAGCUUCAGGUCUUCAAGGAGAGCUGGGCUCGAAGACGUCUGGGUGUUGAGACGUUCAGUACGACCGGUCUGUACCAACAGUUUGUGAAACUCUACAGAGCUGAAAUCUUCUACCCGAGUAUGAGAGCUCUGGCUUUAAAACUGGGUAAAGAGCGUGACUAUGAGGUCUUAAUUUCUGGGAGCCAGUCUCUCCUGCCCCCUCCUGGAGCUUCAGAGGUUGAAGUGAAAGCCUGGCAGCUUCACAGACUGCUGGAGAGCACCGAGUGUGACAUGAUCAGAGCGGUGCAGAGGAGGAUCAGCAGAGAGAUGACCCUGGUUGUUUCAGAGCGAACAAGACAAGACACAGGCCUCCCCACAGAGCUGUGGAAAAAAUCUCCAGUGAAGUUCAGUGUGUCUCCUGAGCGACCGCUGAUUGUAGAGUCGUUUAUUCAGCAGCUGAUGGAAGGAGCUGAAGAAGCUGAGGGACAGCUGAGGGUCUCUGUGGAUCAUCUGCAGCAGUGUCUGACUCACCUCGGCUGUUCUGUGACGGAGCGAGAGCGUCGCAGCUUCCUGCUUUACUCACAGUUUUAUGAACAGAUCCUCCAGCAGCAGACUCAGCUUCUCUACCAGAGAGAACAGGUGGCUGUUUUAUGUCGUGAGAUGAUUUUGGAGAUCUCAGCGCUGCAGGCUCGAGUCGCUCAGCUGGAAGAAGAGAAGAGAUCUCUAGAACAGAAACUCAGUCUCAAAUUCAAAGAACGCUACGACUCUUUGGUCCGACAGCUCUUCUCCACCUGCAUCCAGCUCAAGGCCAAGCUUGACGAGCAGCACCGGCAGAUGGAGCAUGAUGUGAGUGUGAUGGUGAACAGCGUAAGAAGAGAAGGAGUGGACAGAAUCAUCAGGCUGAGGAAGAAGAACGGCUGCAACAAACACAACGAUGAACUUGAACUCACACAGUUAAAGACAGAAGAAGUCCACGAGUUGAACCUGGAGAACAUCCGACUGACCGCUCUGCUCUGUAAACUGAAGGCUCUGAGCCGCUGGAGGCAGACGGUCGAUGAGGGGAAACUUCACCGACAGCUGUGUCAAACUCAGCAGAGGGAGAUCUGCAGUCGCACUGAGGCCCUCAGAGUGAAGAUGAUGUCAGAGGAAGAAGUGCUUCACCUGCAGGAGGAGCUGGACGCCGCCCAGCAGGUGUUGACCUGCUGUCAGACCGAGUACAGCAACACCAAGAAGAUGCUCAGUAGAAAGACGGAGGAGCUCCAGGUGGUCCGGCAUCAGUCUGCGCAGGCGGCCCACAGCAGGCAGGAGCUGGACAGCUAUCGAGUGCAGAGCCUGGAACAAAUGAGGGCCGACGUGGAGGACAGAGAGAGACAGCUCAAAGCGCUCAGCGGGCAGAUGGACAGAGGCAGCAAGAUGAACCAGUUACAGAGACAACGCAGCGCCAAAGAGAUCCGACAGGUGAGGGGACAGCUGCAGCAGGAGCGUAGCCUCAAGCAGGAGGCCUUUCAGCAGGUGGAUAAGCUGCAGAACCAGGUGAGCGACAUGGGGGCAGCUUUCUCCAGGUGCACCUCUACGGCAGCGCAAAGCCGGACUUAUUACACGCUGUCAGUCAGCAGAUUGAGCACUAGGAGUCUCUCAGCAGGUCUACAAAGAGCCAGUCAGCAGCAGUCCGCCCUGCAGCUCGGCAGCCUCACAAGCGACGCCAAGCUUUGGGACUUUGCUGCAGAGCCAAGACACCGCAAAGCAGAAGCAGCCGGGAGCCGUUCUAAUGCAAGGAUGGACAGACCCAAAGUAACGAGAGAGCCCCCGAAAAGUACUACAGAUAAAAACCAGGAAGAGGGUAUCAAAAGACUCAAGAAUUCGUCUCGUCCGCGUAUUCUGACUGUUGAGACAACGUUACCGGACCUGUGA